AUGCUAAAGAAAAGAAAUAAAAUUGUAAUAGAUCAAAAAUAUAUUGAUGCGUUUCAGAAGUGUAAGGAGCUUCUGACUAAUGCACCUUUACUCCAAUACCCAGAUCCAGACAAACCUAAUGUUUUAACUACAGAUGCUUCUACUGUUGCUUUAGGUGCGGUCUUAUCGCAGGGGACAAUAGGAUCCGAUAAGCCCAUUGCCUACGCCAGUAGAACUCUCAGCGACACUGAGUCCAGAUAUAGUACAAUAGAGCGUGAACUACUCGCCAUAAUAUGGGCCGUAAAACAUUUUAGACCAUACCUUUACGGGCGUAAGUUCACCAUAUAUAUCGACCAUAGACCACUAGUUUGGCUUUACUCACUUAAAGAACCGAACAGUAAACUGACCCGUUGGCGUUUACGUCUUCAAGAGUACGACUUCGAUAUUGUAUACAAAAACGGAAAACAAAAUAUUAAUGCUGAUGCCCUCUCUCGGAUAAAACUAAAUCCCAUAGACUCUGAUGACUCACAAUCAUUGGAAGUAAACCUGGACCCUAAAGAACAAAAACUGCAAAAAUAUCUGACAAAAUUAACUGACAGUCGUUAA
Parnassius mnemosyne (clouded apollo) is the source of this 585-nucleotide messenger RNA. The record is from the annotation of a GenBank genome assembly. Lineage: Eukaryota; Metazoa; Arthropoda; Insecta; Lepidoptera; Papilionidae.